Aureobasidium vineae is the source of this 1191-nucleotide messenger RNA. The record is from the annotation of a GenBank genome assembly. NCBI's taxonomy places the organism in Eukaryota, Fungi, Ascomycota, Dothideomycetes, Dothideales, Saccotheciaceae.
AUGCGCCUAUCCAGUCUUGUGGGGUAUGCACUUGGGCCUCUGCUGGGCUCUGCAACGAUCCUCCAGAAUGGUCAGGUUCGGGACAAAGUUUUCCCCGACACGACGAUUUCGUCAAUCGCUAGCAACUCCAACUGGACUUCUUUCCUCCCCAAUGCCACUGAAAUCUCCUACAAAGGUCGUUGGGAUUCUGAACACGUAUCCUGGUGGUCGGCUCCAGGUCUGAAGUUUGGCUUCACUGGGGACAAAGUAGCCAUUAGCUUUGGCCAGUACACUUCUCAAGGUGUGCUCAUCGCAUACCGAUUUGCCGGUCAGGACUGGUUGUUUACGAACGUGACUGCCAAUACAACCCACCAACUUGUUGAUUCAUCGACUGUUGGGUUCAACCUUACGACUCAAGCACAAAAGCCUCAGACCUUCGAGCUCCGCGUCACAAACUAUGCGUAUGGUGUCCAGAUCGCCGGUAUCCAUCUCAGCAAAAACGCCAAACUUGUCAAGAUCCUAAACUUUCCCAGAAAGAUUGAAAUUAUCGGCGACAGUCUAUCGGCAGGCCAGUACGGUACUUAUGAGGGAGUAUCAAGCUAUGCCUGGGGUCUAGCUGAAGGCCUAGGAAACGUCGAGUUUGACAUCACAGCAUAUCCAGGCAUCUGUCUCGUAGACCAGAACUGUUGGGGUAAUGCUCAUGGCCAGACAUAUCAAUGGCUUCGAACUUCCGAUACUUCGCACCGCUCGGAAGUAAUCUAUGGCGACAAUCCUCCAGUCUGGGACUUUUCGCGUCAUCAACAAUCAGAUAUUGUGGUUAUCAAUCUGGGCACUAACGACAACAAUACUCACAACAAUGUUACCAACGAAAAGUAUCUGAGCAGUUAUAUCGAUUUUGUUGGUCAGGUACACCACGAGUACCCCAAGGCUCAGAUCAUAUUGAUUGCUCUAUGGAAUGGAUUCAAUCAAGUCGGCAAUACAUGGCAGCAAGGUGGCGCUUUUAUCGACGAGAUCCAGCAGGUGUAUUCUCACUACCAACACACUGGUUUUGUGCACUACUUUAACACAACUGNNGGACCUCAAUACCAUCCGACCGACGUUGGGCAUAUCAAGCUUGCAAGCCAUCUGAUGCAAUACAUCAAGUUGAAGUUUGGAUGGGUGUUUGGAGCCACAGGUCCGGAAGUGCAGGCAGAUACGCUAUACUGGAAUGAC